This is a messenger RNA of Pleurotus ostreatus (oyster mushroom), 1092 nucleotides long. RefSeq lists its product as uncharacterized. Gene Ontology annotation, cellular component: cytoplasm. The record is from RefSeq and is a predicted model, not a curated record. Gene Ontology annotation, biological process: pyrimidine nucleotide biosynthetic process; 'de novo' pyrimidine nucleobase biosynthetic process. Gene Ontology annotation, molecular function: dihydroorotase activity. NCBI's taxonomy places the organism in Eukaryota, Fungi, Basidiomycota, Agaricomycetes, Agaricales, Pleurotaceae. The transcript is spliced from 5 exons. Bases 1 to 1092 code for a protein of 363 amino acids.
AUGUCUUCGCUUACGGAGAUCUCUGUGUCCUCGCCAGCCGAUUUCCAUGUCCACCUUCGCCAGGGACCUAUGUCUUCCCUGGUUACCCCUCACGUUCGCGAGGGAGGGUUCAGUUUGGCCUAUGUAAUGCCCAACCUUAAACCCCCAAUUACAACCACCGAGCAAGCUCUCGCCUACAAGCACGACCUCGAGAAGAUCGAUCCGCGCGUUCAUUAUCUCAUGACGUUGUAUCUGUCCCCCGAGCUCACGCCUGACGAAAUCAGGAAGGCAAAGAAAGCCGGUAUUGUAGGUGUAAAAUCGUACCCAAGGGGUGUGACGACGAACUCGGAUGGCGGCAUCGAGUCGUACGAAGUGUACUACCCGGUAUUCGAAGCAAUGCAAGAAGUUGAUAUGGUGCUAAAUUUGCAUGGCGAAGUGCCGUCCGACGCAUCAGCCAAUGUUCAUGUAUUAAAUGCGGAGCCCACGUUCCUUCCGCAUCUCUUUGCCCUUCACGCAGCAUUUCCCCGAUUGCGUAUAGUGCUUGAGCACGCCACAACGCGGGUGGCAAUAGAAGCAGUCAAAUCCUGUGGUAACACCGUAGGAUGCACGAUCACGCCCCACCACCUUGCCUUAACGGUAGACGACUGGGCUGGUCAAGCCCUCAACUUCUGCAAGCCGGUUGCAAAAUACCCAGAUGACCGACAAGCGUUGAGACAGGUUAUAAGGGACGGUCACCCUCGUUUCUUUUUGGGCUCGGACUCUGCGCCCCAUCCAUCUCAUGCGAAAACAACGUGUGCGACUGACCACGGAUGCGCCGCGGGAAUUUAUACGUCGCCAAUCCUUCUCCCACUUGUGACCGACCUUCUCGAUUCGUUCGGAGCCCUGGACAAGGUGGAGGGAUUUGUGAGCCGCUUUGGAAGAGUGUUCUACAAAGUGGACGAGCUGGCGCCAGCGCUCCGGGACGGUGGUGAUGCGGCUGUGGUUCUCCGACAAGUGCCCCCGGAACGUUUGCAAGAUAAUAGGGUGCCCGAGAGGUACGUGUCUGCAGAUGGACAAGAUGUUAUACCCUUUUGGGCUGGGCGAGGGAUUCGAUGGGAGAUUGUGAAACAGUGA